CAUAAAUGAAAUCAUUAACGGAAAAAUGGGCGAAUUCCCUGGUCUCAUCCCAUUAAUUCACAGUUACUUGUCUAGCAUGGAAGUUGACACAGACACGCAUUGUACCAUCCAACAGUAUCUAAAGCUCAUUUCGCGUCGUGCGUCCGGCCAAAUCGACACGACAGCUAGUUGGAUACGUCGGUUUAUCCAAGAACAUCCGGCGUACAAACGAGAUUCUGUCGUUAGCGAUGAAAUCAAUUAUGACCUAUUAAUGACGGCCGACGGCAUCCAGUCUGGUCGCAUUUCUUGUCCUCGACUUUUGGGAGACUGUCUGCUAGCCAACUCAAAAACAAAGGAAACAAUACCGCCGGCCGUGCAAAAGGUAUAUUCUUGUACUCCGUAGAUGUGCAUAGUAUGUUGCUGUUAUCCUGUUAUUCAAUAAUAAUUGUUGUGCUUUAUUGAAGUACCAUCAGUAACAAUAAAUAACACUAUAUUUAUUAAAAUAAGAAUUUAUUUAAUAUCAUAAAUUUUUAUACUUUAUAUAUUAUAAUAUAAUAAUAAUUGAUUAAUAAAAGUAACAUAUUAUAUAUAAAAUAAAAUAGGGCAUAUUAUUGGGAAUUAUUAGGAAAGAACAUUAUACCUAUAUUGUACAAGGUACACACACACACACACACACACACACACACAUAUAUAUAUAUAUAUAAUAUAUAAAUUACGUUUUUUAAAACUGUUUAUUAUUUUAAUAUAUUAUUGUAUACAUUAAAUAAAUAAAUAAAAGUUGAUUGACAUGCUUAGUCGCUGUCUUCGUUUUUAAAGUA
Molecule: messenger RNA, 797 nt
Organism: Rhopalosiphum maidis (corn leaf aphid)
Lineage: Eukaryota; Metazoa; Arthropoda; Insecta; Hemiptera; Aphididae
Product: glutamate--cysteine ligase-like
Exons: 3
Coding region: 26-382 (118 amino acids)
Biological process (GO): glutathione biosynthetic process
Cellular component (GO): glutamate-cysteine ligase complex
Molecular function (GO): glutamate-cysteine ligase activity
Source: RefSeq, a predicted model, not a curated record